Molecule: messenger RNA, 1629 nt
Organism: Symbiodinium necroappetens
Lineage: Eukaryota; Dinophyceae; Suessiales; Symbiodiniaceae
Source: the annotation of a GenBank genome assembly
AUGGCUCAUCAGGAGCUGAAGAGGACCGCCACUCUUGUGGUGGACCAGGCGAGGGAGGCGGCAGUGGAGAAGGUGACCUGCCCCAUCUGUUUCGAGGCACUGAGCGAUUACCCAGAUCAGGUUGGCGCCCUCACCUUCCAGUGCAAACGCGUCGAAGCUGCCCUGUAUCACAGCUCCUGCGUGCUGAACGCCGGCACGGGCAAGUUGAUCUUCCAAGCGGAGACCGGGAGCAGCGUGAGCCCCCUCACGCGCGAGCGGGUGGAUGGCUUUCAGCUUAUGCCAAGCCUCACGAAAGGAAAGGCCUGGGCUUCCUUCGUGAACUGGGAGCAAGGGCCUUUGGACGUGAAGAAGAUCUCAUGCGCGGUUUCUGCGCUCCUGCCAGUGGAUGAGUGUGAUGCACGGCGCUUUGUAUUGAUGGAGCUCGGGCUAUCCGAGGACCAUCCCGACAACACGGAAAUCAAGCAGAAGGAGGUGGUCGACUACUUGCUACCUUCCAUGCGACGUCAGCUCCGUCGCCUUAUCGGUGAAGCCCCGAAGCGAAACGCACCCGCACUCUGUCGGAACUCCGACGAGGGAGAGCUGAAGCAGUGGUUCCAGUUCUGGGAUACCCGGAACACUGGCUUCUUAGACCAUGCUACUCUGCUUUUGGCCGUGACGACGGCCUUCCAUACGGCCCUGGCGAAGUCUGCUGACCCCUCGACGAAGCUGGCGGUGGCAAAUGCCUUCUUUGCGGAGAUCGGGCUCCGGGAGUGCGAGGCAGUGAGCAUGGAUGACUUCGUGGCGAAGCUGGCGCCACAACUCCUCGCCAACCUACCGGUGGCUUAUGGUCGAGGGUGGCCUUCCGGAGCCCCCAUCGAUCCCAAGCAGCCACUGACGCUGAAACUUCGAGAGAUGCGAUCGGGGGUGGAGCGCCCCGUCCAGUUCGACGUGGCUGGAGAGGUGUUGAUUGGCGAUCUGCGCCGUGUGGCACAUCGGCGUUUUCCCGUCGUCCUGGCUCGGAGGGAGGUGAAGCUUUAUGUCAUGGGGCAGCUUCUCCAAGAUGACAUGCAGCCCCUCUUCAAUGUCCGCGGCAUCUACGACGGUGCCACGGUGAACUUCAUGCCAGGGCAGCACAGCGCAGAGUCUAAGGAGCCAUCGCUUUGCGCUACACAGUGCCAGCAGAAACUCCGAAUGGGUCAGAAGCUGAAUCACAACGAUCUGCGCUUCAGCGACCUAGAGGACCUAGACACGGACGACGGCGAGGGCCUGGAGGUCGGUGCCAACCUGUCUCUCCGCUCUGACAGGACAUCCUUCUCCAGGCAGGUCUCGCCAGACUCCACAUCCUCGAAGGCGUUGGGGGACGAUGUCUUCGGCAAGCAGCUUUCCACUGGGAGCCAGACUUCACAGCCGACUCGAAUGACUUCGAACAGUUCGGCGAAGAAGGUGUGUCCCGAUGUUCGGAUGGUCAGCGAAAAGAGGCAGCGUGCGUCGAAAGACGGGAAGAAGUCGACAGAGACGAUGCCAAGGGUCUCCAAGACGUGUCCACUGCUGCUGGAUAAUUGGUCGCCAGAUCCGGAGUGGGCAAUGCCCAGUAGCAAAGAGAAGGCCAAGGUGCCGAAGGCGAUGGGUUGCCAACUCCUCAGCAAGUGA